AUGUUGAGCCUGCAUGGAUUCCAGCCUUCCCUCAGCUCAUUCAUGGGAAUGGACUGGCCAGUGCGCAGCCUCUGGCCGGAGAUCACAUCUCUUUACAGACACGGAGAGGAACUGCAGGAGCUGAAGAGCAGCCUGGAGCAGCUGGAGAAACUUCAGCACCAGAUCUUUGAGGAGAUCCAGCAGAUGCCUCCCUCGCAGGAGAUCUACCCAAUCGCCUGCACAAUGGAGAAAGAGGGAAGCGGCUUUGCUUUGACGCUGGACACUAAAGACUUUUCCCCAGAAGAACUGUCAGUCAGACAGGUGCGCAGGAAG
Sinocyclocheilus anshuiensis is the source of this 312-nucleotide messenger RNA. RefSeq names its product heat shock protein 30-like. The record is from RefSeq and is a predicted model, not a curated record. The annotation marks the transcript as partial. Lineage: Eukaryota; Metazoa; Chordata; Actinopteri; Cypriniformes; Cyprinidae. The transcript has a single exon.